AUCACCCUGUCGCUGCGGCGAGCGGCGGGAGAGCGCGUCCAUCUUACAGAACAUCCCAAGGUGCUUCACAGGAAUGUAAUAAGACAAACAUUGACACCGAGCCAAAGGAAAAGUAAAGCUUAAGUUCUAAGGAAUGGCACGGAGGGAAGUGAUGUAGCGAAGUUAAUGGAAGGAAUUCCAGAACUAAGGACCCAGACAACUGAAGAAAUGAUUUUUGUCUGAUAAACUACAGCUGAUCUGAACAAAUUAGCAGAAGAACGAACUACUGGGUAAGAGAGAGACUGGUCAGAGUGUGCUGACAUGGCUCAUAUAAGCUUUAAGUACUUGAUUAAUGAUCGAGAAAAGGAUUAAGUAACAUUUUUUUGGAGCUGCUGGCUCAAAACAAUGAGUUCAUAGCCAUCUUAUCAAGGAAGCUUAAUCAAAGGCAGAACACUGAACAAAUAAGGCAUACAUGAUGCAACAGUUAAUGAACUGCUCUGGCAGAAGCUGAUGUAUUCGUAUUUUUCGGAAAUCUCCAUGCUGCCUUACAGUAUUUGAACUCUGAGUUCAGUAUAAUUAUGACUUCUGUUGGGCUCUCAGAUAUUGCUAAGUGAUGGAAAUCUUCACUUUAAGAUUGCGAGUUAAAAAAUUUCUGCUUGUGGUAUUGUGAAAGCCUGGUUGCUUUUUGGUGAGUCUAAAACACUGGAGCUGGAUUCAUGACUCAGAUCAAUUGCUUGUGGAAUUAUACAGAAGAUUUGUAAUACAUUACUCCCAGACAGAUUGAAUCUAUUCAAGUCAUUAUUUUAAAAUAUGUCGGAGCAAAAGGAAGAAAUCCUUGAUACUGGUUUUUGGCUGCAGUCCUGUAAUGGAAUUUUGAGGAAUUGGUGCUCGUGGUCUGCCCCCUGCUAUGAUUUUUAAUGGCCAUUCGUGGGACAAGCUGAUUGGCAUCAACUUUGUACUUAGUAAUCUGAUUCCCUUUUGGUUAAAUGUGAACAGAAACGGCAAUUUUGCAAUAAAACACUUGGCAUCAGAGUGUGAAAGUUUUCAGCCAAGAUGUCCUGGAGGAAGAAUUAUUUCACACCGAACAAUAAUCUGCAGGGGAUGUUUAUGCCCCGGAGCACGACUUCUAUUGCGGCAAGUAAGGGACUAAUGAAUGAACCUGGGCAGAACAGCUGCUUUCUCAAUAGUGCGUUACAAGUUCUUUGGCAUCUUGAUAUUUUUCGAAGGAGUUUCAGGCAGUUGACUAGUCAUAAAUGUAUGGGAGAUUCCUGCAUCUUUUGUGCUCUUAAGGGAAUCUUCACUCAAUUUCAAUACAGCAAAGAAAAGGUACUACCAUCUGAUGCCUUGCGGAGUGCUCUUGCCAAAACCUUUCAAGAUGAACAACGCUUCCAGAUGGGAAUCAUGGAUGAUGCAGCAGAAUGUUUUGAAAACAUCCUCAUGCGAAUACACUUUCAUAUUGCUGAUGAAACAAAGGAGGACAUUUGCACGGCAAAACACUGUAUUCCACACCAGAAAUUUGCUAUGACUUUGUUUGAACAGUGUGUUUGCACCAGCUGUGGCGCAACUUCUGAUCCACUGCCUUUUAUCCAGAUGGUGAACUACAUUUCUACAACUGCGUUGUGUAAUCAAGCAAUUCGCAUGAUGGAAAGACGUGAGAAACCAACGCCUGACAUGUUUGGGGAGCUUCUGCAGAAUGCAAGCACAAUGGGUGAUCUUAGGAACUGUCCAAGCAAUUGUGGUGAGAAGAUUAGAAUCCGCAAAGUAUUGAUGAACUCUCCUGAGAUAAUCACCAUUGGUUUGGUUUGGGACUCGGAUCAUUCUGAUCUUGCUGAAGAUGUCAUUCAUAGCCUAGGGACUUGCCUCAAACUUGGAGACCUAUUCUAUCGAGUGACAGAUGACAAAGCUAAGCAUACAGAGCUCUAUUUGGUUGGGAUGGUGUGUUACUAUGGUAAACACUAUUCUACCUUCUUUCUCCAAACAAAGAUCCGCAAAUGGAUGUAUUUUGAUGAUGCUCAUGUGAAAGAGAUUGGACCCAAGUGGAAGGACGUUGUGACCAGAUGCAUUAAGAGCCACUAUCAGCCAUUACUACUUUUGUAUGCAGAUCCAAGAGGCACUCCUGUAUCUGCACAGGAUCUACCCAUAGUGGAUACCCAUCCGUACAGCCGAACCUGCUAUGACAGUGAAGAUUCAGGUAGAGAGCCAUCUAUAUCUAGUGACAGCAGAACUGAUUCCUCUAAUGAGAGCUACCAUUACAAGCACAGUCAUCAUGAGUCUAUGGUCAGCCAUUUCUCCUCUGAUUCACAGGGUACAGUGAUUUACAACAUGGAGAAUGAUACAUCUUCUCAAAGCAGCAGGGAUACAGGGAUUUCUGUGGACAGAAGGCGGAGUUCCAGCCGACCCCGGCGCCCUGACAAUCGAGGGAAACCAGAGAAGUCGGAUGAAAUUCCCAUCUGUGGUUAUCACAGUGAAGGGGAAACGUUGAAAGAGAAGCAAGCCCCAAGAACUGGACCAAAACCUGCUACUAGUCGAUUAAAGGACUUAAGAGAAACUGUGAGCAAUAUUAUUCAUAACCGACCUUUGCAUAAUCAAGACCAGGGUAACAGCAAACCCAUUCCAGCAAAAGUGGCGGACUCUGUAGAUAACGGCAACUUCCGAAUGUUAAGUGGACGUUCAAGAGACUGGGAAAUGGAGAGCACCAGUGGUGAAUCCAAAUCAAGUUCAUCGAGCAGAUCCAAGACCUACCUGUGGAAACCUAAACGCGAGGUUCUUAAUAUUGACAGUAUCUUCACGAAAGAGAGAAAAAAGGCUGGCUCCAGCACACAAAAUACUGUAAUGUCAGAAGAGAGUGUUAAAGACCCUAACCACAAUAAGACUGAAAGUUCAGUAGGAGUUGGAAGUGCUCCUUUGACAUUAGACAAUACAAAAAUGGAAGGAAAAGACAUUCAAAUCAAUAAUAAUGACAGAUAUGAGAAGGCUGGGUGUCCAGGUAAAGGUAUGCAACAAGUUGGGAUCCAAAGUUUGGGAGAAAAUGAACGUUUUAUUCAGAGAAUGGAAUCUGGCUAUGAGAGCAGUGAACGCAACAGUAACAGUCCAGUAAGUUUGGAUACUUUGGUUCCUGAUGGGGUCCCAGGUGGAGUGCACAAUUCCAGUGUCAAUCCUUUCAGGGAAUCUAAUGUGAAGAAAGCAAUCAUUUCUGGUCCUUCGUGGAAAACUGUUCCCAAGUCCAAGAGCAGCAGUGCCUUACAACAAGAAUCAUCUGCAGCUGCCAAGAGCUGGGUGAAUUUGCAGCAAAUUUCCAUUGAAAAUCACAGCAAUCCCUUGCGAAGUGAGUUGGAUGAACUGGAAGAGGAGAUUAAAAGAAGAACUAAAGAGGAGGAACUAAGGAGAAAGAAACUGAGGGAAAAGGAAGCAGCAAUGGUAUUCAAUCCCCGGCCUAGCAAGUUUAUGGAUCUGGAUGAACUUCAGAAUCAGGGGAAGACUGACAAGUUUGAGAGGUCAUUGCAGGAGGUAGACUCUCUGUUAGAACAGUCUUUCCGUCUUGAACAAAAGGAUGACUUGGCUGCAGCACUCAAUCUCUGCAAUGAAGCUGUGUCUAAACUAAGACUUGCUAUGCAUGAAGGCAAUACCAUCACACACAGCAAAGCCCUUGCUGAUAAGAAGCUGCAUAUUUGCAUGAAGAAGGUUCGAAGUCUGCAGGAGAGCAUGCAACAAUCCAUCCACUCCCCUCCACCUGGGGACCCCGUGACUGAAUGCAAAAGUAUGCAGGCUGGCCAGGUCCAAAUACUGUUAGCAUCAGAGAGAAUAAUGGAACCCAUCAGUGAGUCAGACCACAGGCCAAAAUCUUCCCCAGUCUUGCCAGCCUCCCAUCACCAGCUACAAGUCCAACAUGCACCCCGGUUACACAGCCCUCACUCCGAAUCGCAUGACCAAGCUUCCGCUUCAUUGACUUCUGAACUGAAACGGAACCAAUCUGCCCGAUAUACCAAUGAGCUUCCAUCCCUUCGCAACUCCAAUUGGGUUCCAGGGGAGAAGGUGGAGGAGAAAUGUGUAAGUGGCACAAUGGAUAUUUGUCAGGUGAAAAAUAAUGAUGAACCAAUGAAAGAAGAGUCAUUGGAUUGUUUUCCACUCAAUUAUAAACUGAAAAUGAACAAACAUGGCUCCUUGCCUGUGCUUACUGCUGAAUAUGGAGACGUAAGUCACACGUUUUCAUCACCAUCUCCCCACAGUCAGGUGUUAACACAAAAGGAUGAAACACAUGUGUAUCCAAAGAGCAAUCCUCAUUCUGUGUAUUUCAAUUCAAGGCAACUUGAAUUGAACACAACUGACACCAGUAUAUCUCCACGUACAACUUUGUCUUCCACGAACUUGAACUGGUUCCCUGCACCAUCUUCUACCCAUGAAUCGCACAGAAGCGAUUUGAAUCUGGAGUUCAACUCAGUGAUUGAAGGUGUCCAUUCACCGAAGAUCAAGAUGGCAGUUGAUAUGGGUAAUGUAAAGUCAAUGGCAGCACAGAUUCAAAGAUUAAAUGCCAAGCUGGGCCAGGGAAGUGAUGAUGGCAAUUAUAAAAGAACGUAUUCCAAUUUUCAGCCAAAGAAAAUUGAUCAGGAAGUAUUGCAGCUACCUCUGAAUAUUAAUCAACAGGUAGUGAUUCUUCAGGGCAUGGAUCAGUUGGACAGUGCAAAGUGGUCUACUGACAGCUUAUAUUCUCCCCAGGUUUCAGAUGGACCUUUAGAUUGUAAAGCUGAGAUGUCUGUUCCUUCCUACAGAGCAAAGACUGAUACUGUUGCAAGAGAUCUGAGCUGCCACUCUGGAGGAUCAGGUUUUUCAUCUGAACCUCUAACAGAUGAGGCAUGUGAGCAAAGACACCUAAAUACUAUCCAGUCACUUCUCAGAGAAAACUUUUCUAACAACAACUCUGAGCCAAUGAGACAGCAGCUUGAGUAUUCCACGAGUCCUUCUGUAGCUGUAGACCAACGGAUUGAUGAUAUUAGAAAAUAUUAUGUGCCUCAGUCGGAUUGCCAAAACAGUGAACAGCAACACUUGCAUGGUAAUCAAUGCAGUCAAGAAAGCAACACACAUGGUCAUGGGCAACAAGUGCAGCUGAUCAAUAGUAAAGAUCAGGACAUGCAGCUGGAGUUUUCAGAGUUGGAAUCCCUCUAUCAAGCAAGUCUGCAAGCUUCCGAGAGUAGAAGAUGCCUACCAAGUAGACAAUUGGCUGAGAAGGCCACCAGGCAAAGUAGCACUAAACCAGUUUCUGCACUAUAUGUUACAAGAAAACACUCCUCUCUGCCUGAAAGAGGGCGAUCAAAGACUCCAACUGCAGAGAUUGAGCGCAAUGCUUAUCGAGCACCUGUACCAGUGAGCACAAAGGUGCAUUUCAAUGAGCUUGCUCCAAGAGAAAAUGUGGAAAAUGACAGUUACAGUGCAGAAAAUUUCCGCCGUAUCGCUCGGAGCCUGAGUGGAACCAUCCUUGCUAACAGAGAGAACCCUGUGGUUAUUCCUCACAGUAUAGAAACAACAACAACCCCGAGAAAAGAAGUGGAGCCUCGAAAAAGAUCAGUCAGUUCUUCCUUGACAACGUCCCAGGGCCCCUCCCCUGAUCCUCUUGUAUUAGCCUCUUACCCUCAACGUCAUCCCUUCCUACCAGAGCACCUUUUGUCUGAUCCACUACAGCCCAACAUGUCUGGUGAUGCAAACAGAGCUUCAGACAAGAACAUCGAAAAACUUCUGGCUGUGUUUGACCGGGGUGAAGCUCUCAACCACGAGAACUACCAGAGUGUUGCAGUGAACUAUGGUACUCUGCCACGCUCACAGAAGAGAUUGACUUUAGGACAGAGACCCAUCAGAAAAGACCAGAUUAAUGUUGAAAAUGUAAUCAAGCAGAGACCAACUCGAGCAGUUCUUCCUGAUAAGACAAAGGUAGAGCAACUUUGCAAAGUUCCGCCUCGCAUGAUGUCACUGAGUCAGCCACCGCACCAAACCAAGCCUGAGGUGCCUGAUGGUUUUGACACUUUUCCUGUGCAUUACAGACUGGGACAUGGCAUUGGCCAGAACACUUUUCCAAAAAGCAACAGUAUGGCAAAUACUUUGGACCCUCAGAAAUCCCCUUGUCUUAAGUCUUCACGGUCCAACAUUCCAGGUCCAGUCCGUCUUGAUGUACCCCCUGAUGAGGAUUGGAGGAAGGCAGUUUACACCCAGUUUCAGCAUAGUGAUAGGAGUUUUCCCAGCCGGACUGUUGCAAGGACCAGUGGUACUGGUGUGUAUACAAAGUGGCCAGCAGCUGAACAGGCUACUUCACGGCCUGCCACCAGGGGUCGCCCAUGUGCUUUAUGUCAGCUAGCACUCACAGAUGCUGGUGAGGUCUACUGCCGGAACUGCAGUUUGUAUAUGGCACGAUUUAAACCACGACACUGACCUUUAUGAUCAAGGUCAAGCCAAAACCAAUGAUGGGUUUCACAGCAAUUAUCUUAAAGUAGACUAAUGCUAGGACUAAAGACUGGUACUGCUACUAACUGAAUGUAUAGUGACUCUCUAAAAGUUGUCAAUUAUCAGCUGUGAUACUGAGAAUUAAUAAUGCAUUUAAUAAUUAGUAUAAAUGAAGGCUAAAGAUGGAAUGUAUUUAAAUUAUAAAACUCAAAAUUAAAAAUUAUUCAGUUAUUACUUAGAAAUUAAGUUUAAAGUUCUGAUGCUGGAUGUAGCAACUGCACUGCUGUCCUGCAGAUGUACAUAGUUAUUUUUUGCAAUAUAAUCCUACUAACCAGUCACUAAACACUGAUAAUUUGGAUCUUCACACUAAUGUGAAAUGUGCAACAUUCUCUACUACGGUAUAAUGAUCUAAAUGCAUUUGUGGUUUACAUGUUGUCAAGUCGUACCAGAAGUUUUCUGAUGUGAUUCCAAUGUACAAUUUAAUUCACCUGUUUAGCUCCAUUUAAAAUUAAUUGUUGAAUUAUUUUGUAUUAAAGUAAGUACAAGGAGGGCCACCUUUACAAUAUUUCUUAACAAAAACCUCAAAUUAUGUGUAGGGCUUGGUGGUUCUAACAUCUCAAAACAGUGAUCUUAAAAAUUUAAUUCUGCCUGUCAGAUAUUUGAAAUAAUGACAUAAAAUAGUCAACAGGCCAGGCAGCAGCACUGUAGAGAGAAAGAGUUAACAUUUAGGCUAACUCUGUUUCUCACUUAUCAGAUGCUACCUGAUCUGCUGAGUAUCUCCAGCAUUUUCCAUUUUUGUUUCAGGUUUUCAGCAUCUGCAGUUGUUUUUCUUUUAGGCUAUGGAUGUUUAAUGUUUUCAGCUAAUUUUUUUUCUCUCCUAUUUUAGCAAAGGUAUUUUCCCAUUUAAUGUAAUUAGGUUAUUGGUUUUACUACAAUAAUGGAGUGAGGAAUUGAUUGGAUCAGUAAGCUUCUGUAGAAUCAGUUAUUCUCCAAACCCUGUUCAUUCUUUCAAUGUGUGUUUCUGCAGCAAGUGACUGUCAACCUCGUGUGCAGAAACUAUCAGUUGUUGCAUUCGAAAUGUAUUAAAAGAUAAACUUUAAUGCAGAUAAAUUCAGCUUUCUGUGUAGGUUUAAUACAAUUCUAAUUUGUUUGGUUGCACACUUCGCUGCUUGCCAAUUGUGAACCAGUUUCUUUUUCAUAACACACAUGAAGGAGCUAAAACACAUCGACAUUUUCACUGUCCUGUUGAAAUGUAUAUAAUAGAAACUGUAUUUGACUGUGUGUCUUAUGUGAGCGUAUGAGCAUUGUUUCAUUGAUGGCCACCAGGAUGAGAUGCUGCUGUACACAUAGAAUAAUGUAGGAUAGAAGUUAAAUGUAAUUAUUGAAGUACUUGUGUUCUUGGACACUGGGCUUGAGUAUGAUGAUGUGGAAAAUGAGACAGAAUGUAUGAAGAUCGGAUGAUUAGAAGGAACCUAGAAGGCAACAAGCUGGUCAUAUUCAGAGGGUUCCAGUCAACCAUCAUCUGCUGGACCCAGGAGCUUGGCUCUGAUUGUCUUCAAUGUCCUCCUACUCAUCUGUUAUUUUUAUGAUGUGUAUUAUUAUGCUUUGUGGAAGUUUGUAGAGCCUUGCCAAUAUUCCAAACUGCUGAACAUCUGUGUGAAGUAUCACCAGUAAAUGCUUACUAUAAGCUGUUGUGAUGUUUGCAGAUUCAUGGAGGUAAUUGUGCCACUGGUGAAAGGAUAUAGCAAAGACUUUUCUGCUGUUCAUAUCCUCAUGUAUGUCUUAUAAGAUUACUGAAGACAAAAGUUACGGGUGUACAGUUGUGGAGUUGAAGAUUUUAUUGUAGAAAAUGGUUUACAGAUUUUUACUGUACUUUCAUACUUGUCUUGCUUAGAAGUGCUUGAUAUUAUUGCUAAUGUAUUCUUGUUAAAAUGUGUACAGCUUUUACAGCCUUCGAAAUGUGAACUGGAAAAUUUAUGUACCAAUUGGUAUUUAAUUGCAGUGCUAGGAAAUGCAACUCAUAUUUUUGCAAUAAAGUAUCCAAAUGUG
Pristis pectinata (smalltooth sawfish) is the source of this 8454-nucleotide messenger RNA. It is a transcript of the gene usp54a, whose product is annotated as ubiquitin specific peptidase 54a. The coding region runs from base 1033 to 6393 and encodes 1786 amino acids. The record is from RefSeq and is a predicted model, not a curated record. Gene Ontology annotation, molecular function: cysteine-type deubiquitinase activity. The transcript is spliced from 23 exons. Lineage: Eukaryota; Metazoa; Chordata; Chondrichthyes; Rhinopristiformes; Pristidae. Gene Ontology annotation, biological process: protein deubiquitination.